AUGGCUUCGUCCAAACGUAUCGCCAAGGAGCUCGGCGACCUCACCAAGGAGCCUGUCCAAGGUAUCACAGUAGAGCCCAAGGAAGACAACAUCUACAAGUGGACCGCAAAGCUCCAAGGCCCCGCCGAUAGCCCAUACGCCGGAGGCACCUUCCUCGUCGAUGUCGACUUCCCCAUAGAGUACCCGUUCAAGUCGCCCAAAGUGCGCUUCAGCACACGCAUCUACCACCCCAACAUUGAUGAGGCAGGAAACCUUUGCGUCGGUAUCAUCAAGAGCGAGGCGUGGAAGCCCAGCACCAAGGCCGUCACAAUCCUGCUCUCCAUACUCCAGCUCCUCGAGGAGCCGAACCCGGACGAUGCGCUGGUCGCCUCCAUCGCCGAACUUUUUAACACCGACCGCGCCAAGUUCAACAAGACCGCCCAAGAGUACACCAAGAAGAACGACGCGCAUCUCGAUCCAAGGUCACCGCCCCCUACUGUCAAUGUCUCUGCCAAGAAGCAAUUGGCACCGACUUGGCUGGGAAUGGUGUUGCAUCGAGUCGGACUGCGCCUUGGUGAGGUCCAAAUGCCCGCUGCCACACGUCGGCGGGUGCUGUCGGUGCUGACGCGCGUGCAGACUGGAUCGGCCGCUGCACUGACAGCUUUCGGCGUGGUGCAUCUAUCGGCGCCCCUGGUGGGGCUACUUCAUUUGGGUGGCGAUGUCAACGACCGCGUCGACGCCGUGUCACGAUGGAUGCUGCUCGGUCGUGUCGCCUACCAGAGCGCACUGGGCGAGGCUCUGCUCUGGACAGCCCUGGCAACGCAUCUGCUCGCCGGAAUCACAAAACGCCUCGUCACACGCUUCACCACCGCAGCUUCGACCCGAAGUUCGGAAGACACACGCGAUCUCAAGGCUGAAGAAACGGCAGUGGUUCAAGAGCCGCCCAAGCGCGGUGCAAGGUUGAGUGUGGCCCAGGCGUCGGGCUACAUGCUUGCGCCAUUUGUGCUGCACCAUGCAUGGGUCAACCGAAUCGUCCCAUCGUCACCUAAGGCUCCGAUAUCGAGCCUCUCGCCUUCAGAGCUCGACUAUUCGUUCGUGGCGCACACCCUCUCGCACCCCAAUGCCGGCGUGAAAAUCAUCAUGGCCACAGCAUAUACUGUGCUCAUAGGUGCUUUCGCCGUCCACACCUCGUUCGCCAUCCCUGCCCUGCUCAGAACGAUCAAGCCCGCUUCGAGGCGCAAGGGGAGCUCGCGCCCAAGACCCGCACUGCUUGCAUCAUCUCUCGCCUUCGCUCUGCUCACCAGCCUCGUUGCUUUGGUGCCUAUGGGCGCGCGCGGUGGAUUGGCCAUUUCAGGCACGCUCAAGGCUCGCUACGACGCCGUGCUCAGCAGCGUAUUCCCCACCCGCCUCUUCUUUGUCCGUCUGUAA
Molecule: messenger RNA, 1407 nt
Organism: Moesziomyces antarcticus
Lineage: Eukaryota; Fungi; Basidiomycota; Ustilaginomycetes; Ustilaginales; Ustilaginaceae
Product: E2 ubiquitin-conjugating protein UBC4
Exons: 6
Coding region: 1-1407 (468 amino acids)
Biological process (GO): lipid homeostasis
Source: RefSeq, a predicted model, not a curated record